AUGCCACCAAAACGAAAGUUCAAAGGCACAAAGGUCAUCUCUAGCACCCCUCUCAAGGCACCGCCCGCUAGCGCAUUGUCUAAUAAGCGAAGUAGUCUUCAGGGUUCGAAGACAUCUCGCCUUGCUCCUUCAGUACCGUUCCAAAUGACAACGCGUCGCGGUGCAAAAGGCACGUCUAACCACACGAGCUCGGCUGGGCCAUCUAGCGCAAGCUCUGGCAGUCGUCGCAGUUCUCUGAGUGAGAUUGCGCAAAACGGGGAUGCAACUUCCGACCAUGAGGAGGCGCGACCAGCCAAGCGCAGCCGAACAUCGUCUGAUUCUGGUUCGCCGCAGAGGUCUAAUGGCUCUUACGACAACAACACACCCAUGAAUGGCACGCAAACUCCAGAGCUACAGAAACCUUCAUCCGAUGCGACUUCAACGGCAUCAAAAACAGCAGGCAAGAAGAGACGCGCAUCAGACGACUCAACACAGUCCAGCAAAACACGUCCAAACGGAGUUCUAACCCGAAACCAAAGCGAUGCCUCCGAACAACAACCGCGCAAAAAGCGCAAAACAAAGGAAACACCAGCAGACACCGCCGCCGACCAACCUCCUGAGUUAACAGAUGCUAGCACAGCACCUAAUUCACCUGAACAGGUUCCAGAUGUUGACGGCCAUCAAAGCCUUCAGAACGUUCUGCCGACCAAUGGCGAUGCCCCUGCAAAGUCCGGCAGGCGUUUGCCCGGUCGUCGGCGCCAACCGCAUUCGGACAUCAAUGUGGAGACUGAUUUGCGUCGACAGCUCAAUCUCAAGAUGAGUUACCGCAGUCUUGCAAAGGUCCAGAAGGUCUUACUAGAAGAGUUGGCGAAUCGCACAACGAAGAAUCUCGAAGAUGAUCCCCAAUAUCAUAAAAAAUGCCCCGAGUACGACGCUGUUAUGGCCCAGCUGGACCAACGACGCGAUGCUCGUCUGGACCAAAUCAAUGCUAUGCGCACAUAUCGCCUCGAAGAACUGGAGCGAGUGCGCAUUGCUGAGGAGUACAUUCAGCGUGAGCAAUACAUCAACAGAUUUCGGGAACUACAAGAUGACUUCAUGCUUCAAAUAUUCUACCGCGCUAAGCAACUUGAGCGGGAGAUGAAGGGCCAGGAGGCUGAUGCAACAGACGACGAAGACAACAUACUUCCACCUACAUUCAGUGACGAACCUCAGCAUGCUGACGAUUACCGCAUCGGCUCGAAGUUUGCCUCACGCAGCAGGGCUUACGUUGAGGCAGACAAGGAACUUAGAAACGACUCUGUGCGACGAAAGUUCACUGCAGCACGUGUUGCUUUUGUCGAGAACGACAAAGAGGCUGAUGAUUCUAUUGAAGACGUUGCUGGUGGCUUUGCGAAGUUCGACGGACCAGACCGUACCGAAGCCAUCGCACAUUACAACAUCACCAGUCUCGCUGAUGCCGCUGUCGAAGUUGAAAGGACGCCAACACCACAACCAGAACCACCCAAGGCCGAGGUCAUUCCAAAUGAGCAUGCUGCCCUGCUCAUGAUGCUUGCCGACAUAUCAGCACAUCAGCCGCGCACUACUGUCGCGCCAAAGCCCCAAUACCACUAUCCAGAUCCGCGCCAGCAGCCACCACCGCCGCCACGAGCGACAACGCCUAUCAUCAAACAGGAGCCUGUACGAGAAAAGUCGCCCGAAUUCGCGCAGCCAGCGAUACCGCUGGGAUUGCCGUCUCAAGCUGCGCAUAGUAGUCCUCCUAAGCGCACCCAGGCUGCAGUAGAUCUCACCCAAGGUGGCCCUCUUUCUGAACCUAAUGCCACGACGUCGGCGAAGGAGGCUGAAACUCCGGCGAAGUCAACACCAAGAUUAUCAACACAUAGAAUCAUGGAUAUCCUCAACGACGAUCAAGAAGUCCCUGUUUCUAGGACAAGAGAGUCGCAGCCCCCGGCUCGAGAGCCGAGCACACCAUCGAUGCGAGAAGCUUCUACUCAUCGCCAAACGCCAUCCAGAAGCGAUGCGCUUAGGGUAGACGCUGUGAUGAACAAGGAAGAGCCGCCUAUAGAUCAGGCAUUGAUGGACGCAUUGAGUGGUCCACCUCAAAGCAACCCGCCAUCUUCACCGCCAUCAAACACUCAGUCGUGGCAACAACAACCACUGCAACAACAAACAAGUGUUCCACCGCAGUCACGAGAGUCCGAAGAGUCAUUGCGUCGCCGGGAUCCUUUGCAAAAGAUUAGGGAACUUCUCGACAGAAAGGCACGCGAGCUUGGUCGAGAACCUCCAGAUCGCUCCCACUACAGACAGGGACCUGCAUGGUACAAACCAGCUCCUCAAUCCUCGAAUACACAGGAACGAGCCGAAGUCGCGGCAUACGAUCCAACAAGGCCAUCGACUGGGCUGUAUGAUGCGUUGCCAGGCAUAUUUUCAGCCCGUCGACAAUCCCACGAACAAGCCGCUCAGCAAUGGGAGCACGACAGGCGAAUGAGUGGCCAUCAAGUGUCUCAACAACCUGCGGCAUCACCAUAUCAGGCCCAUGCUCCCCAGCCUCAUUAUGGGGAGCAUAGUAGGUCAGGCCCGACUCCACCGACACAUCAAAGCCCAUAUGCUCCACCCUCAGGAGCAUUGCCACUUCCGCCAAAGCCUCCUGGGCCGCUGCCAUCCGCGCCGCCCAUUAACUACCGCUUCGCACAUUAUGAUCCGGCGCCGCCUCGCCAACCAUAUCCACCGCAAUCACCAAGCUACCCACCAACAUCGCAUCCGCCUCAAGGGCUACCACCACCAUACCCACAACCAUAUGGCAGUGCUCCAUCCUAUCAAGGCGGCUACAUACCACCACCAGGAUCCUUCCAAGCACCACCCCCUCCACCAUCGAGCACAGGCUCAUACCAACCACUUAAGAUCCACCAGUACGGCGGCCAACCGAUACUUCCCGCGAACAUGGCACCUCCCCCACAAAACGGACCACCGCCGCUGCCCUUCAUCGGACAACAUGGACCACCACAACAGGGCCCUCCCCCUCCUCAACAACAAGCCUACUCCCCAACUCAUCCUCAUCCACCGCCGAUGCAAUAUGAGCAGCGUGAGUCUCAGCCUCAAAACAAUGGCGAACGCUCUUCAGACCCACAAUCAAGGCCCAGGCGGCAGUAUAGGAGCUAUCACGCCCCCGGAACUCAGUUCAGGAGCUACCAGGGACCCGGGGAACAGCGGAGGAGGGGUGGCUAA
This is a messenger RNA of Alternaria atra, 3201 nucleotides long. RefSeq lists its product as uncharacterized. The record is from RefSeq and is a predicted model, not a curated record. Bases 1 to 3201 code for a protein of 1066 amino acids. Lineage: Eukaryota; Fungi; Ascomycota; Dothideomycetes; Pleosporales; Pleosporaceae. The transcript has 2 exons.